Adineta ricciae is the source of this 1875-nucleotide messenger RNA. The record is from the annotation of a GenBank genome assembly. NCBI's taxonomy places the organism in Eukaryota, Metazoa, Rotifera, Eurotatoria, Adinetida, Adinetidae.
AUGCGAUUUAUUUUCCCUAGUACAGACAAGGCCUUAAAACUGCUCGAAUUGAACGCUUGUCAGAGAAAACGUGUCAUCGGUGCACUGUUUCAGAUGUUUAUCCUGUUUGUUACCCUUUCCCGUCAUUCAAAAUCUACAUGUAUCAAUGUUUUGCGUUCAAUCACCAAUUCAUCGCGGAUUAGUAUUGAAACCCAUAUGAAGACACUCAAUGAUAAGCAACAGUUCCGAAAAACACUCGAUGUAUUUGAUAAACACAAAGACAAAUAUCAAACAAUGAUAACAGAUCGUGUUGUUGUUCAAGCAUUGAAAGCUUGUGCUCGAUUAGGUUUCCUUGAUCGCGGUCAAACUAUUCAUCAGAAACUUUCCGAUAACUUGUUGAACAACGCUUAUGUUCAAACGUCACUUAUUCAUUUCUACAUGCAAUGUGGACGAGUGAACGAUGCUCAACGUGUUUUCGAAUCAUCGACGAACAAAACAUUGAUCCAUUAUGGUUUGAUGAUGAAAGGAUAUAUAACGAAUAAUAUGUCUGAAAAAUCGAUUCAACUCUUUUCGAAAAUACCCAAGCCAGAUGAAAUUCUCCUCUGUCUUCUGUUCAACAGUUGUGCUCAUACUCGAACGACACAUGCAUUAGACAUUGGCCGAAAAGUCUGGUCUCAGCUAUCAUCAGCUAAUCAAAGAAACCAAUUUAUUCUCAAUGCUGCACUUGAUAUGUUCAUUAAAUGUGGUGAUGUGUCGAGUGCGGAAAAUAUCACGUUCGCUAAAACAAAACGUAAUGUCAUUGAUUAUGGACAAUUAAUGAAAUACUACAAUGAUCAUCGUAAGCCCGUGAACACCCUCAAUUUAUAUGAGAAGAUGAAAAGCGAAGGAAUCGAAGCCAAUGCAGUCAUUUUCCUUCUCCUCAUUGACGCAUGUGUUGAAAUUGGACUGAAGUCACGGUGUCAAUCAAUUGCCAAACAAAUUCCAUCGACAAUGUCAACUGAUCUGAAAAUUCAAAGUGCUUUAGUGCACAUGUGGGGCAAAGUGGGUUGUGUUAAUCAAGCGAAACAAGUUUUCCAACAGAUCAAUAGACCGAAUUCUGUGACAUAUACUACUAUGAUUAAUGCAUAUGGACUAAAUGGAAUGGGCCAUGAUGCACUUGAACUUUACUAUCAGAUGCCGUCAGAGAUGAUCGUUGAGAAGACUUAUGUUUGUAUUUUAAAUGCCUGUUCACAUUCAGGACUUGUCGAAGAAGCUCGGUCAAUUUUCUCAAAAAUUCCAAAGAAAGAUGAAUGGAUUUAUACAGCAAUGAUUGAUUGUUUGUGUCGUUCGUUUAUCUUCGACGAAGCAAAACAACUGAUAGAAAACUAUGAAAAUAAUCAUCGUCCUUGUCUGCCUAUGUAUAAGUCGUUGCUAUCAGGUGCUCGGAAUCGAACCGAUGUAUCCCUGGCGCGACAAACAAUUCAUCGAAUACAACAGUUGUUUCAUGGCAUGGACAAGUCUUUAGUAUCGGCGUCAGUACUUCUAACGAAUACUUUGGCAGCAGCAGGCGAGUUAGAGGAAGCAUUACAAAUUAGAUCAAAACUUAGCGAAACAGGUGUAAAGAAACAAAUGGAUUUAUCUUGGACCGAAGCUAAUGGAAUUCAAGAAAUCUACGAUGAACUGCAACGAAUUGAACAUGAACUUAUUGAACACGGUCAUAAUCACAGUGAAAGAUUGGCACUUGCAUUUAACUUUAUUCAACGACCCAUUCCAUCACAAAUUCAAAUCGUGAAGAAUCUUCGUAUUUGCGGUGACUGUCACCGUGCAAUCAAACUAAUCAGUCAGAUUCUUAUUCGUGAUGCAAACCGAAUUCAUCAUUUUUCACGUGGAAAAUGCUCAUGUAAUGAUCACUUUUAA